This is a messenger RNA of Daucus carota subsp. sativus, 2485 nucleotides long. RefSeq lists its product as uncharacterized. The coding region runs from base 144 to 2333 and encodes 729 amino acids. The record is from RefSeq and is a predicted model, not a curated record. Lineage: Eukaryota; Viridiplantae; Streptophyta; Magnoliopsida; Apiales; Apiaceae. The transcript is spliced from 5 exons.
GUCCACUUUCCACACUACAGAUGAUUACACUUACAAUCAGAGCCUAAUUAUUUACUUUUGUCUUUGCCACCUUUACUCUUUACUUGUGAUUCACUAAAUGAUACCUCUAUUUUGUACAGACAUAGUUUUUCUUUUAUUUGGUUAUGGAUCUUCUCGGUGUUUUUAAUAAGCACUUCAGGGGAGAGAUCAUGUUGAGGUUUUAUACUUCUUUUUGUGUUCUGUCAUGGUCCUGGAUUUUUGAUGUUUUUGGGUUUUUAAGGAACUACAUAUCCAGAUUGUGGGCUGUUGAUGAAAGGAAAUUGAAUUCUGUUGUUUUUUCUCAAUCAGUUCAUGACGACGAUGACGAUGAUGAGGAUGAUAAUGAUGAAUUCUUUAGAGAGUCUGCGAGUGAUGAGUAUGUUGAGAAAGAGUUUUCAGAAUUUUCUUUUGGAUUUAAGAAGUAUGAUCAGGAUUUUAGAGAAACAGAGUGCUCUGUUUCCUCUGUUUCGAAUUAUCAGUUCAUGUCGAGUAGGGAUGUGAGUGGUUUCGUGCAGGUGCCGGAAACGAUGAGCUUCUCUGUUGAAGAGUCUUUUGAAGGUUUUAUCGAAAAAGAUUUGAUUUUGUUCAAUGGGGUUACAAGAAAUAAAGAUUUUGUGGAAGAAGAUCUCGAGGGUUUAAGAAAAGAAGAGUCUGAUCAGUUUAUUGAUUUAAAGGUUUCGGAUUUAAGAAAAGAUCAACAAGUCACUUCACAAGUAGAGUUUGUUCAGCAAGAUCAAGGUGAGGACUCUUUAGAAGAGAGUGGUCUGAAGGAGAAAGAAGAAUUACAGUCUGAAAUAGAUGAGCUUUCUCAGAAUCUUGAAGAAGGAACAAAGGGAUCUUCAUUGGAAAGCUCAGUGGAUUCGAGAGAGAUUAUUAGUACCAGAAAUUCAGGCUCUUCCGAUGAGGAAAAUUUAACUUAUAAUAAAUUUAGUUUCAAUGAUAUUGAUGAUGAUGACGAGUUUAUAGAAUUGGAACCCCGUCUGCAUCAUUCAGUUGAUGGUAUUUGUAAUGAAAGUCCAGCUGAUGGUCUUGAUAAAGAAAGCCCUCAUGACAAUUCACAUAAUAACGAGACACCGCCUUUAAAUGGUUUGGAAAAUUCUGAAGAACGCUGUUCAGAGGAAAGUAAAUCAAUGGAAUGGGAAUCUGAUGAAGACGAUGAAGAGGACGACAUUUUGUUGGAACACAAGUAUUUGAUUGAACAGAUGAAGAUGGAGGCCAAACAUUCAAGAAACGGAGGACUUCCUACAAUCCUGGAAGAAUCCGAAACAACAACAAAGAUUCCUGAUGAUUUGAAGCCACUGCAACUCGACGAAUCAUUUGACCAUUCUGAUCGUAUGGAAGAAAUUCAAAAGUUCUACAAGAGCUACUCUGAAAAAAUGCGAAAAAUGGAUAUCUUGAAUCGCCAAACAAUGCAUGCAAUUAGUUUUAUUCAGUUAAAGGAGCCUGUGAAACGUAUUUCAAGCCAAAAAUCAGCGGUUUCAGCAAUGAAAUCUAUAUUUCUGAAUAACUUCAAUCAAGGAAAACUACGUAAAAUUUAUGCUGAUCAGACAUUGAAGAAGUCCAUGAUGGAUUUGCACAGAGAUUCGGAACGUGUAUAUGUUGGACAAAUCUGCAUUUCAUGGGAGAUCCUGCAUUGGCAGUACUUAAAAGCUCAAGAGCUGCAAGAGCAUGAUUCUCAAGACUGUCAUACUUAUAACCAAGUUGCAGGGGAAUUUCAACAGUUUCAAGUGCUUUUGCAUAGAUUUAUAGAGGAUGAGCUAUUUCAAGGACCAAGAGUACAACACUAUGUCCGCAAACGAAUGGCCAUCCUCAGCCUUCUUCAAGUUCCAAUCAUCAAAGAUGAUCGUUUCAAGAAUAAACCAGUGAAAGAAGAGGAUGCAAUUUCGAUAGCAGUGCUAAAACAAAUCAUAGAGGAAUCAAUGCGUGUUUUCUGGGAAUAUCUCCAUGCUGACAAACACGAAGAUUCUUACGUGUUGAAGCGAUUUCACAGCACCAAGCUUAAUCACCAAGAUGCUGCAGCACACAUAGAGCUUCUAAUGGAUAUCAAGUCAAAGCUUCAGAAGAAGGAGAAAAGACUAAAAGAGAUACUGAGAAGUAGCAACUGCAUAGUAAAAAAGAUACAAAAACAUCAAGGGGGAAGGGUGAAGCAUGAUUUACUCAUUUGUCAGGUGGAGUUAAGGUUAGUUUCGAGAGUAUUGCAUAUGUCAAGGUGUACCACAGAUCAGCUAAUAUGGUGUCUAACAAAGCUAAACAAGAUUAACAUUGUUAAUCGUAAAGUUUCUGUAGAACCAUCAUUUUUACUUUUUCCAUGUUAAAUUUGUGUACCUCUUAACACUAGUAGAUCCGCAGCAGUAUAGUACACAUAUAUAGUUCUAGAAUACAAAAGUAUAACUUGAAGGAAAAUUAGCUUUGCUUGAACUGUAGUUUUUGCAGUUCAGUAUAUAUACAAGGAAGCUUCUUUGGUUCA